CAUUUCUAAACUUCAUUCAACUUCUCAACGUCAACAUCAGCACCAGCACCAGCACCAAUAUCAUAUAUAUUUCUAAAAGAUAAUCUCCCCUUUAUGCCAUCACCUCUAUCACGACUAUCAAGAACUUAUGAGCGUUCAUUCAAGAAAAAUCCAUCACUCACAUUGGCUAUAACUAAUGGGUGCUUAAAGUGUCUUGGAGACUUUUUGGCCCAACUUUUGCCUUCUUUGCUCGAUGGAACAUCUUUUACGAUUGAUAUUCAUCGUUCAAUGAGAUUUAUGUUAUUCGGAUUGCUUCAUGGACCAUGCAUAGGCAAAUGGCAUGAGUUCCUCGAGCAUCGCAUCCCACUCACCCUCACCACAGGUUCUCGAUCUCAGCCCUCUCAUAUGUCCCUCACUCAAUUGGAGACCGAGAAAUCGCCAUUAAGUGCCUCUCAAUCUAGUGCCCUUCACAGCAUACGCAAUCGAGCUCAAUCCUUGUCCGAAGAAACCAGCCAUGUCCGACAAUUCAUGGCAUCUGACCCAACCUUGGAUGCUGGAUCGAGAAUCAAGCCAAGUCGAAGUCGGAGAAUGUGGGGUGUGGCGAAGAGAUUAAUGCUCGAUCAACUAAUAAUGGCUCCUUUGUUUGUCUUUGUAUUCAUCUCCUUCACAGCCUGGUUAGAAGGAUUAUCCAUGACCGAGAUCAAAUUGCGAUUGGAUGAUCUUUAUUGGCACAUCCUCACUGCGAACUGGAAGAUUUGGCCCCUCAUACAAAUCAUCAAUUUCAACUUUAUGCCCUUACAGUAUCGAGUACCAUGGCAAUCAUCUUGUGGAAUCGUGUGGACGGUCUUCCUUAGUCUGAGUACCCACUCCCACUCUGCAACCACAACAAUAACGCCGUCUGAGGCUGUGGCGACAGCUGCUGCACCAAGCCUUGUCUCGUCUGCCGUCUCUAACCUGUUCAACAAGAAACCAAACCAGGAGGAAGCUCCGUUAUUGAUGGAGGAUUCACUGGCUCGGAUCGGCUUGGGCAAGCUCCAAAGAAUCAAACAGGCUGUCGUCAUGGGUUCCGGAGAUGGGUCAUCGAAAGAGGCUCGUCUUCGGCGUGCUCUGCACCUUGCUUCUGAUCAACAAGGCAUCCGGUGAUCACCGUUACUCUUUCUCAUCUAUGCAUCCACGCUUCUCUUGUGAUGUUAUAAGUUCACACUUGGGAUUGUCUUUUACUCAUGUCUCUAGAUAAAGAUACCAAGUGUGUACGGUACAGCUCUAGCUUUCAUUUAAGACGCGGAAAAUGUAGGCCUUGAGAUUAGAUUUUUCCUACUUUCUUGUUCUUGGGUCCUCGAUUAGUCAGUAUAGUGUGUAUAUGGAAUGACGUUGAGUUCUCUCCUUUUGAAUCAAAUUGUGUUGUUUAUAUUCUUUGGAAUUUUUGUCUUCGCAUGUAUGAUUUUUAUCAUUUACGAGAUUAGUUUUCAAAAUCACAUGCAUUGCUUUGCUCGUCUCUCUUCACAUCAUCAGUUUUGUUUCCUUUCUCCUCUGUCUUGCUGACCUUUACCCUUUUGCUAUCGCUUUUCUUCAUACCCUGCAUAUUAAGCCUUCUUCAUUUCUAACUCAUUGGUACAAUUCUAUCCUCUGUCAAUGAGGGC
This is a messenger RNA of Melampsora larici-populina 98AG31, 1619 nucleotides long. RefSeq lists its product as uncharacterized. Lineage: Eukaryota; Fungi; Basidiomycota; Pucciniomycetes; Pucciniales; Melampsoraceae. The transcript is spliced from 10 exons. Gene Ontology annotation, cellular component: cytoplasm; membrane. The coding region runs from base 94 to 1122 and encodes 342 amino acids. The record is from RefSeq and is a predicted model, not a curated record.